AAAAUCGAAAUCCCUAGAGAGCAGAAGAAAAGGCGAAGAAGAAGAAGAAGGAAAAUGGCGAAUAUUGUCUUCCUCGCUCUACAAUGUUUCGAAUGCUCAACUAUGCAGGUGAAGCAGAAGAAGAAAAGCAGCAACAAGUGGGUUUGUGUGAUUUGCAAUCAGAAGCAAUCGGUAAGGAAAGUGUUUGCUCAGGGUUACAAGGCUAAGGAGCUUCGUUUCUUCGUCCAGUCCUUUAAUAUGUCUCGUAAAGCUGCCGAUGAAGAGGCACUGGCCGUAGCAGAUAAGUAUUUGGAAGAAGACGUCGAAGGAGAAGAGGUUUCAGAUAUUCGUGGAAAGAAGCGAUCUGAUUGGACUGAGUAUCUCGAUUCCGGUUCACCUAUUGAUCGCCGGAGAUUACCUGGAGAAGACGACGGCGAAGAAGAUCUGAAAAUUGUGACUGAGAUGCCGAACAACAUGUUUAAAAGGGCCAAGCUAAGCAAACACUCUAGUGCUGGUGGAUCAUCAUCAUCAGUUACAGGAGGCGGAGGAGAAGACAGACGGGAAUGCUUCAAGCCUUCCUUCUCCAGACGAAGCAUCAAAAAGACAGAUUUUCGUCCAGAUGAACUGAUGACGAGGAAGAAGGAUAUAGAACAGAGAAAUCUAGAGCCAGCAAGAGUUUCUAAGCCUGCUUCGAAAUGGGACGCUUACUUGAUUGAUGAUGAAGGAGAACAUCCAACAGCACCACAAUUUAGUGGAAGAGAAGCCUUGAAGGAUGAUGAUGUAGGAGAAUGGGACAGAGCAAUUAUGGAUAUAAGUUCGCAAUAUCAGAUAGUAGAUGACGAGGUCCAUCCAGAUUUCAUGUAAUCAAAGAUAGCCAUUUUCUAAUAAUC
Molecule: messenger RNA, 869 nt
Organism: Eutrema salsugineum
Lineage: Eukaryota; Viridiplantae; Streptophyta; Magnoliopsida; Brassicales; Brassicaceae
Product: MRN complex-interacting protein
Exons: 4
Coding region: 55-843 (262 amino acids)
Biological process (GO): mitotic G2 DNA damage checkpoint signaling
Cellular component (GO): nucleus
Molecular function (GO): chromatin binding
Source: RefSeq, a predicted model, not a curated record